AUGGCUGAAGUCGAAGCCAAGCUGGCUGAGUUGGAGAAGCGCUUGGCUGCUUUGGAAGGUGAUGAUGGUGCUGGUGCCCCACGCAAGGCGGGAAGUGAUGCACAGAUCAUGAAGAAGGUGGCCACCCGGCUCCAGGACUUCGAGUCUCAGAUCACUGCGCAGCUCUCGAACCUGCAGACCGACUUCGACAAGAAGCUGAGCCACGUGAACCGCGGCGCCAGCUCGACGAAGCCGGUGGACGGCGCCGGCGGGGCGGCCGGGCUGGACACCAUGGCCGAGGACUUGGAUCAAUUGAAGUACGACGUGGGCGAACUGAAGGAUCUCCUGGGCAACAACAAGGGCGAAGUGAACCACAUCCGUCGUAUUGUCCUUGCCUGUGAACGUGACAUGGAGGACUUCACUGCGGCCAUGGAUGCUGUGAAUGUGGACCUGGACGAAAUGCGCGCCCGUGUCGAUGCCACUCACUCCAUCAUCACCAGCCGCCAACGCGUGGAGGCCACGAUGACCGCGGAGAUCUCCACGAUGCGCCUGGACAUCGGCGACAUCCAGGAAGCGUUGAAGAACCACGACUCUUGGAUGGAGGAUGUGUCCAACACUUUGCAGCAGAUGCAAGAGAAGGAGGAGAACCUCACCGAGGACAUCAUCAACUUGAAGAAUGAGAUGAACACCAAGCUCGACACCAAGGUGGACAACGUGGCAUGGAAGGAAGCCAAUGACGACUUGGAUGCUGCCAUCAAAACGGUCCGUGACAUGGUCUCCUCCUUGCGCCUCGACGUGGAUGCUCGGCGACGCAAGGUGGAUGAGAUCCUGGCCACCGUUCGCCACGACAUCACGGCAGUGGAAACCAACUUGGAGGAGUCCAAGGCGAAGAUCACCAGCGACACGGACCAAGCGGUCAACGCGCUGAACGGCCGCAUCGACUUCACCAACAAGGACUUGGCCGCCACACAGGAGAGCCUUCACACCACGCAGAACUCCCUGAGUGAUUGCUUCAACGAGGUGGCGGUGGUGCGCAGUGACUUGGAACGUAAUGUGGCGGACACCGAAGCGCGCCUCAAGAACGACAUCCGCCAGAAGCAGCAGGAGGCCUUCGAGAAGAUUGGAGCUGUGGAGCAACAGGCGGAGCUGCGCAGCGCCGAAGCCUCGCGCCGCUUGGGGGCGCUGGACUUGCGCAUGAGCGGCGUCCAGGGAGGUCUUGGUGAGCACAAGCGUGACAUCCUGAAGCUCCGUGAGGAGGUGAAUGGUCUGACGGUGAAGAGCGCUUCCCACGAGGUUGACAUCCAAAAGAACAGCGAUGCCACUCGCAAGAUGGAGAAGCAGCGCAACAUGGACGAGCAAAACUGGAAGGCACAGAUGGAUGCGGUCCAUGACGUCCUGGACACCAAGGUCAACGAGAAGCCCUUCGAAGACUUGAAGCAUUGCACGGCAGCGGUGACACGUGGUGUGGUGAAGUUCGCGCAGGUGGUCGGUGUCUUCCCUGGACCUAAGUUUGAUGAUGCAGAAGGUGCCGACCAGGGCGAAGCAGACGUGGAGCUCCUGGGAUGGGAGGAGUGCGCCGAGAACCUGUCCUUCCGCGUGGACAAAGCCUGGCGCCAGCGGUGCUCCCAGCGCUUCCGGAACAUCCUGGACAUGGUGGCCAAGAAGGCUGAUCACAGUGUCUUGCGCCUCCUGCAAAUCUCGCAACAGCACAUUGAGUCGCAAUUGGAACGCGUGAAGCACGAGCGUGAGCUGUGGAAGGAGGUGGUGGAGCGCCGUCAGCAGCAGCCAAAGACUCAGACUCGACCGGCGCAUGACGCCCCGACCUUCCGGGCUCUUUCGGGCGUUAGGUCCAAGGGGUUGAAUAAGGUCGAACUCUUAGGUGACUGGAUGUUCACUGUGAUCCAAGACCUUUUGGAUGAAUCCAAUCCCCGGGUUGCACAGCUGCAGAUCGACGCGUUGCCACCAAGAGAGGUGGCAGAAGGACGCUUUACGUCCACUUCCGCCCAUUCCCUCGGCCGUUCCGCCCAUUCCCUCGGCUCCCUCAGCACGGGUGCCAUGGCUGCGUUGGCACUUGAGGGCGCGAUCACGCAUGCGCUGGCCGUGCUCGCCCUGCUGAUCCUUUGGCUUUGCUGGUCCUGGCGAAGACAUGCCAAGGACCGCAGCGAUUCAACGAAAGCUGAGCUGCGGCAGCGGGAGCUCCGACAGGAGGUGUGCCAACUGCAGGCGCGAGUGCAGCACUUGGAGCAGGAGCUCCAGGACUCCCAGCGGCGAGCGGUGGAGGCCGAGGCCAAGUGGGUGGCUGAGAAGGAUCUCCAACGACUCAAGGAGCGGACCGAGGUGCCACAAGAGCUGGAGCGGGUUCAUGAGCUUCCUCCAGUCGAGCAAACUGUGACCGAGGAGGUGAGCUUGCAAGCCCUAGAGAAGGCGAAAGAGCUCAUGUGUCAAAACCUGGAGAUGAAGGCCAGGAUACAAGCGUUAGAACAAGAGCUGCGAUGGUCAACAAGGCCACGGAGCCGCGGACCGCCCGGUGCGGACAUCAAGAUGAAUGGUACACAGGUCAGCGAGUGUGGUGCCUAUGGUGCCGGUCAGACGUUGGAUGGCUGUGAUGGAGGCUCGGAUGGUGUGACCUCUCCUGGAGAAGAGCUGCAGCUGGACGUGGAUAGCGAGGGCAGCUGUUCCCGUGCCUCCUCGAUCUACAGCGCUUACCCUCGUGGCCGGGCACUGAAGAGGCCUACAAGGGAGAUCUCUGCCACGAACAACAUGGGAGGUGCAGGUCCCACUCCCCGGACGAUGGGGCCAUGGCUUUUUGGUGGCGAUCGCGGAGCACGGAACCGCGGGAGCCAGGACCGCGAGCCUGCUUGCGGUGUUUGAGCUCCUGAUGCGUGAAGACCUGGAUUUGGAUUUAUGUUGGAUCCUGAUUAGUAAAUAGCCCCCCCCCUCCUCAAACAAACAGGGGACCCUCUAUUGAGGACCUAUUUACUAAUCAGGCUCCAACAUUGCUCAAGACAGUGUGGAUUUGACACGAGACAGAGAUGUCGACCGUAGCUGCGACCAGCUGUUGGAGGGACCGUCUCUGGACGUGGAAAACACGGGUGACGGAAAAAAAAACAAGGGCAUCUGGUGGGGCCAGCACGUCUGCCCUCUUGAUGAUCUUGAUGGGUGGCCAACAUGUUUUGUUCUCCCAAGAGCUCUGCUCGUCCGUUUUCGGCCUCACAGAUCGUUGGGUAGACCGGGGUUGGGUGGGCAGUGUGAAAGCGAUGGAAGCAAAUCGGAUUCAAGACGUCUUUGUAGGUCCCUCAAACAUCCUGAAGCAUUUUUCGGUCGGACGCUACGAACCGGGGGUUUAUGGCCUGAAAAACGAACGGAGCAUGGAGGACGCUACGAAUGGAGCAAGGACGCUACUAACCUGUGCCAUCCGCGGGAUGAUGUCAACCUUCACCCUUCCCACUUGCUCAUCCCUCUUUUCAGUCUGAGGGCCGUCGGCGUUUGAGCUCGCCUUGGCCGUCCCAUCUUGGCCCCUUCGGUUGUACAUACCACCAGCCAACGCAUGCUGAGUCCGUAUCCCCAGUGGUUGUCGACGUGCGAGUCGCUGGAGACCAGUCGGGUCCAAAUCAUCCCGC
This is a messenger RNA of Durusdinium trenchii, 3599 nucleotides long. The record is from the annotation of a GenBank genome assembly. Lineage: Eukaryota; Dinophyceae; Suessiales; Symbiodiniaceae.